This is a messenger RNA of Staurois parvus, 1791 nucleotides long. The record is from the annotation of a GenBank genome assembly. Lineage: Eukaryota; Metazoa; Chordata; Amphibia; Anura; Ranidae.
AUGACAGCAGAGGAUUCUAUUGCUAUGAUGAGUAACGAUUCUUCUAACAUGUCAGCCUCAAAGAUCACAGAGGGAGUUGUCGGUGCACCAAAUGAAGCUGCUCUUGUAGCACUUAUGGAACGUACAGGCUACGCAAUGGUCCAGGAAAAUGGACAAAGAAAAUAUGGAGGUCCACCACCAGGAUGGGAAGGUCUUCAUCCCCCACGUGGUUGUGAAGUAUUUGUAGGCAAAAUACCCCGUGAUGUCUAUGAGGAUGAGCUUGUUCCCGUUUUUGAAAGUGUAGGUCGUAUCUAUGAAAUGCGCCUGAUGAUGGACUUUGAUGGAAAGAAUCGGGGAUAUGCUUUUGUCAUGUACACACAGAAACAUGAAGCCAAGAGGGCAGUUCGAGAACUUAAUAAUUAUGAAAUCAGGCCUGGAAGGCUCUUAGGUGUUUGUUGCAGUGUAGAUAACUGUCGACUUUUUAUUGGGGGGAUUCCAAAGAUGAAGAAAAGAGAAGAGAUUCUAGAAGAAAUCUCUAAAGUAACUGAAGGAGUUUUAGAUGUUAUUGUCUAUGCUAGUGCUGCUGAUAAGAUGAAAAAUAGAGGCUUUGCCUUUGUAGAAUAUGAAAGCCACCGAGCAGCUGCCAUGGCCAGAAGGAAAUUGAUGCCAGGAAGAAUACAGCUAUGGGGCCACCAGAUUGCUGUUGACUGGGCGGAACCAGAAAUUGAUGUUGAUGAAGAUGUGAUGGAAACCGUCAAAAUCCUUUACGUGCGGAACCUUAUGAUUGAAACAUCCGAGGAUACAAUUAAAAAGGUGUUUGGCCAGUACAAUCCUGGAUGUGUGGAGCGGGUUAAGAAAAUACGGGAUUAUGCCUUUGUGCAUUUUACCAGUCGAGAUGAUGCAGUGCAGGCCAUGAGGAACCUUAAUGGAACUGAACUGGAAGGCUCUGGCAUAGAAGUCACAUUGGCUAAACCAGUAGAUAAAGAACAGUACACACGAUACCAGAAAGCUGCUAAAGGAACAACGACCACGGCUACUGCCACGGAAGUCACUCAGCCAAAUUAUGUUUACUCAUGUGAUCCCUACACAUUAGCCUAUUAUGGAUACCCAUACAAUGCAUUGAUUGGUCCAAACAGAGAUUACUUUGUGAAAGCAGGCAGCAUAAGAGGCAGAGGGCGAGGCGCAGCUGGCAACAGAGCCCCCGGUCCCAGGGGCACGUACCUGGGGGGAUAUUCGGCCGGCCGUGGCAUUUAUAGCAGAUAUCAUGAAGGGAAGGGUAAACAGCAAGAAAAAGGCUUUGAACUUGUACCCAACUUGGAAUUACCAGCGGUCAAUCCAGUUGCUCUUAAGCCCGGUACAGUUGCCAUUCCCACGAUUGGUAGUACUCCGUACUCCAUGUUUCAGGCCUCAGCUGCUAAGCUGAUUGAAGAUGGGAAAAUCCAUGGCAUGGAACACAUGAUAAAUCCCAUCACUGUGCAGGCCGAUCCAGUGAGUGCUGCCACUGCAGCAGCAGCAGCAGCAGCGGCAGCAGCAGCUGUUAUUCCUUCAGUGACAACUCCUCCACCAUUUCAGGGUCGCCCAAUAACUCCAGUCUAUACCAUGGCUCCCAAUGUGCAAAGGAUUCCUGCUGCUGGGAUUUACGGUGCAAGCUACUUGCCCAUCGCUGCUCCUGCCACAGCCACAUUAGCCACAUUACAAAAGAACGCAGCUGCUGCAGCAGCAAUGUACGGAGGAUAUGCUAGCUAUAUACCUCAAGCCUUUCCUGCUGCAGCCAUCCAGGUCCCAUUGCAUGAUAUCUACCAGACUUACUAA